UUUACGAAGAGGGUGUGCUUGUGUGUGCUUUUUUUGUUUUUAAAAAGCACAACAACUAAACAGCUAAUAAAAAAGGGGGAAGGACGGGUUCAUAAUCCUUUUUUCCUUUUUUUUUUGUUUGUUUCCGGAAAAACGCGUUUUUUUCCUUUCCAAAUUUAUUCAAGUUCGCUGCGACAAAAGCCUCUUUGCAAACUAAUUUUUUUUCCAAUUGAAAUUUUUUUGGCGUGAUAAUUCCCUUCCUCUCCCUUUUCCCCCCGCCCCCCUUUUUUCUUCCCCCCUCCCAAGAACCCGAGUUGUUGGUUGUUGACCAUGAAUGCAAGAGUGAAUUCCGGGCCGUAGACUUGAGUGGCCCCCGCUGCGCUGAGCACAGGCCCGCCUCUUCCUCUUGAGCAAGGAAGAGAACAACCCCCGCAAGGAGGCCAAUCGCACCAGCCAUGCCCAGCCCCAAUUAAAGCGGCAGAGGGGAGGAGGAUUUUUUUGUCCUGCCCGGGGCUUAGACUGAGGGAAGGAAGGCUAGUGGGGUGUGUUGUAGGCCUCUCCCUCCUAGGGGAGUGCUAGAUCGAGAGAUCGACUUGGGAUUCAAAAGGCCAGAUAAUCUCCCAAAUCUUCCCUCCACCUUUUUAUCAAUGGCCACCAUGAUCCCUCUUCUCUCCCACAGCCGCAGCCUCAGGGCAACCAUGUGCCUGAUGAUGAGCAGGAUGAAGCUAGAAAUGACUCUGCUGUUUUCCAAACUCCUUGCUCCUCUGCAAACCAGCACACUGUUGUCUGUGGUUGAUUAUUUUGUUGUUGGUAGGGAAACGUCUUACCUCCCAGGACAUCCACUCCUGUUCUGCACUCCCUCCUUUGCUUUCUACCAAGUCGAAUAAUUCUUGAAAAAAGAAAAAGCCAGGCAGCAUAGCAAUAGCAGAGAUCUUGAAAAUAAUCAGCAGUCAUGAAUCUGGGCGGGAUAGAACACUGUCUUUAAUUUCAGUUUUUUGUUUUUUUGGGGGGUGGCAGCGUGGGGCAAGAAACCCGCCCAAAUGGAUUGGGUCCAUGCCCAUUAUUGCUUUUUAUUCUACACACAAAUUGUGAUAAGAUUUCCCCCCCAUUCUUGCCCACUUAUUCCUGUGGUUUAAACUGUGUAUAUCAGUGUAUUUUCUUCAAAUUUCUUUGGGCUUUUGACAAUACUGUGCAAACUUUUUGUCCAAUGAUGGUUGGACUAAUAGUUACUUUGUUUUAUGACCCCUCUAAUAAGACAGUCUUGUAAAACAUUUGCCUAAGGUGCAUUUUUGGGUUACGCCUGUGUUCUAUUGAUUCAGUGGUAUUAGCAGGAAUAAAAUGACUUGUUUCUGUUGUACUCGAGUCUUAUGAAAAAGGGCCCAUAGUUUAGUGAAGGUUUCAAAAGGCUUUAGUACCAUCUGUAUUACAAAAUGGGGGACCCAAACUCCCGGAAGAAACAAGCUCUGAACAGACUUCGUGCUCAGCUUAAAAAGAAAAAAGAAUCUCUAGCUGACCAGUUUGAUUUCAAGAUGUAUAUUGCCUUUGUAUUCAAAGACAAGAGGAAAAAGUCAGCGCUCUUUGAAGUGUCUGAAGUGAUACCAGUCAUGACCAAUAAUUAUGAAGAAAAUAUCCUGAAAGGCGUGCAGGAUUCCAGCUAUUCCUUGGAAAGUUCCAUAGAGCUUCUACAAAAGGAUGUGGUUCAGCUGCAUGCACCCCGCUAUCAGUCUAUGCGCAGGGAUGUGAUUGGCUGUACGCAAGAGAUGGACUUCAUACUUUGGCCUCGGAAUGAUAUUGAGAAGAUAGUCUGUCUUCUGUUUUCUAGGUGGAAGGGAUCGGAUGAUGAGCCCUUUAGGCCUGUUCAGGCCAGGUUUGAAUUUCAUCAUGGUGACUAUGAAAAACAGUUUCUGCAUGUACUGAGCCGAAAGGACAAGACUGGAAUUGUUAUCAACAACCCUAACCAGUCAGUGUUUCUCUUCAUUGAUCGACAGCACUUGCAGACUCCAAAAAACAAAGCUACAAUCUUCAAGUUAUGCAGCAUCUGCCUAUAUCUGCCACAAGAGCAGCUCACCCACUGGGCGGUUGGUACCGUAGAGGAUCACCUCCGUCCUUACAUGCCAGAAUAGGGUACUGGCCAGCAAAAUGGGGAAGAUCACAGAAUGCAGGAGUGCAGUUUUCACUUUUCUCACCAUUUAUUCUUUCGGAAUAGAAGAAAAUGGACACAUGUUCAGAACACUAUCCAUCGUGGAACUUGAUCAUCCUGGAUUAUUUUCUUUUAUCAUUUGUAUCUCAGAACUUUAAAAUUUUUUUUUAGAUGUUUUCUGCAUGGACCUUGUGAAAGAGAAUGCUCUGCAUAUUUCUGCAUUGUAUGAGCAUCCUACCAAAAUGUGAAACGAAGGGACUGUUAUACACUGAAAGAAAUGUAUCUGAGAGCACAAAGUGAUCAUAUAUGGUGGUGUUCCCAUUUGUGCUGGUCAUGUCCCCUAAUAUCAGUAUUCAUAGGGUGAGGAAUGAAUGUAAUGGUGUGAAAGCCAUAAGCUUUGCUGUUAACACGAUUGUAUCAGGUUCAUGAAUAGGUCUAUGGCUUGUUACAAUAGAUGGCUAAAUGUGGGAAAGAAAUCUUUUAAGGAAAAAAGAGCAUCUCAUUUGGUGUAGGCAUUAAUUGCCUCUUUUAUUUUGCUUGGCCUUGUUUGAGUUUCCUGGCAUUCUCACUUUUGGAUCUCUUUCCCCAGUUUGCUGUGUAACUAAAUGUAGAGUGUUCUGUUGAGUUGAAUACAUUUUUACAGACCUGGAGUCUGAAGUAGCCUAAAGCAGCUAAAUUUAAGAUAGCAGCUGCAGAAACCACGUUGGCAGAGGAUUAUUAUUUUUUUCCUGACAGUUGACUUGUGAACUGUAGGAAAUACUGGUUUCCAAAACAUUUCUUAUGGAAAACCCUCUGAGGUUCUUUUUUGGGGGGAGGGGAGGAAUAAAGCAGUUGUGGAUUUAAUUGUAAAAUAUUGUUUGGAGUGUCAAAGUUGGUUUUGACAGAACAUAUUUUGUUUAAGAUUGUGCAAUGAACAUAAGGAAGACUACUGUAUAGCUUUGGCAAAGAAAGCUUUGCUUAAAGGGUUGAGUAAUUUGACUGAAGUAAAUCUGUAUAAGCCUACUCCCUUUGGGUAAAACUAGUGCUUAUCUGUUUAAAAAAAUCUGUAUUUAGCUUUUGUUUGGAAUUGGAAAAAAAUUAAAAAUAAACAAAUUAGGUGACCAAA
Podarcis muralis (Common wall lizard) is the source of this 3224-nucleotide messenger RNA. It is a transcript of the gene C8H6orf62, whose product is annotated as chromosome 8 C6orf62 homolog. Lineage: Eukaryota; Metazoa; Chordata; Lepidosauria; Squamata; Lacertidae. The record is from RefSeq and is a predicted model, not a curated record.